Molecule: messenger RNA, 771 nt
Organism: Symbiodinium sp. CCMP2592
Lineage: Eukaryota; Dinophyceae; Suessiales; Symbiodiniaceae
Source: the annotation of a GenBank genome assembly
AUGUCUGUGAAUGAGUAUAGGUGUAGGUGUAUAUGUAUAUGUAUAUGUCUCUACCCUUUUUUUCUUCAUAUACACAUCCUGUCAAAGGUGUGCAGCAGGACUGUCCGGAAGCUCGAGGUCAACGAGGUCUUGGAGGCUUUUGGACGCGAGCCACAGAGUGGCCUGGUUCGCGUGGAGUGCAAGGCUAAGGACGGUGCCAAAGGUUUCGUCACCGUGGCCGGCCUUGCCGGCACUACCUACUUGGAGGUCUACACACCCUUCAUGGCUUGCGUGAGAAAGGCAGAAGAGGCGCUCGCAGACUCGUACGAGUCGGUGUGCCAAACUGUAGCCUAUCUCGAGCAGAAGCACGAUGAGCUGCGAAGUACCCGCGGCGCACCUGCGCUGCAGGACCUGAAGGAGCAGCUCCAGAACCUGAGGGCACGCAUCGCUUGCGCACAAGUCUCCCACAGCGAUGUGAGGAACAAGCUUGCCGAGGCCAAGAACAGGCACGAACGGCUGCUAGAGGCGCUGAAGAAGAAGCGGCAACAAGCGCAGAAGAAGAUCACAGGCUUCAUCUGCAGCAGACAUCGAAAGGUUAGUGUGUCGCUUUGCCGUUGGGUUAUGUUUGGGCUGACACGAGGCGAGGCAUCCUCCACGGUUGACGGACGGAUCGCCAAGGCCGACCGCAUGGCUGCAUUGAAUGAAACUGAGGGAUGUCCCCACGUUGCACCUGAACAGCCGCGUUUCUCGGGACUGCCAGCACGGCCUGUGCAGUCCCAGUGUCUGCAUUGA